Molecule: messenger RNA, 2586 nt
Organism: Pollicipes pollicipes
Lineage: Eukaryota; Metazoa; Arthropoda; Thecostraca; Pollicipedomorpha; Pollicipedidae
Exons: 8
Coding region: 1-2586 (861 amino acids)
Biological process (GO): establishment or maintenance of epithelial cell apical/basal polarity; heterophilic cell-cell adhesion
Cellular component (GO): plasma membrane; protein-containing complex
Source: RefSeq, a predicted model, not a curated record
AUGUCAGCGACAGACGCGGCUUUCAACAACAAGAGCGGCGCGUCCGGCGGUGCCGUCGAGCCGUGCUGGGCCAGCCCGUGCGUGAACGACGGCAAGUGUGUGCCGCGCGACGGCCGCUCCGUCUGCGCGUGUUCCGCCCAGUUUGCGGGCUUGUUCUGCCACAUCCCAGCGUGCGAGAUGUCGCUGUGCCUGUUUGGCACGUGCGAGGCGACGCCGGCCGGCGUGCGGUGCCACUGUGACCCGCUGCACGAGGGCGAGCGCUGCGAGCGGCGCCGCUCGCCCUGCGCCGACAAUCCGUGCCAUGGCCGCGGCCUGUGCGCCGAGGCCAACAGCACCUUCGUCUGCCACUGCCACGGCUGGUGGUCGGGACGCCACUGCCAGACCCGGGUGCUGCACAUUCCGUACAAGCCACUCAGCGAGCGGAUGAUCGAGGAGCCGUUCUGGCUGGGCCUCAUCACCGUCACGGUCGUCAUGGUCGUCAUCGGCAUCAUCUGGUGCAUCAAGAAACACUUCGCCGAGAGGAUUGAACACUUCUUCGCCGAGGAGAUCGAGAAGAGCAAAUACUACGGUGGCUACAUCCCGUCGCCGCAUGCGUCGCACGCGCUACUGCGCGACUCUCCGGCCAGCUCGCCGCCGCCGCAGCGCAGCUUCCUGCAGCGGCUUAGCCUGCGCAAGACCUCGCGCGUCUCGCUGCUGUCGCUCUCCUCCGUGGCGUCGUCGCCCGGCCACGACCUGCGCCGCAGCGUCGAGGACUUUUUCCGCGCGCCGCUCAAGCGCAGACGCUCGCGCUCGCCGCUGGGCUGUCCCUACUACAAGCGUAACUCGUCGGCGGAGUCGCACGAGCUGGACGUCGAGUCGCGGGGCAUCCUGCGUGGCCUGGUGACGCCGCGCGACCCGCUCAGCGAGCGCAGCAGAAGCUACGAGGAGUUCAUCCAGCUGGCCGAGAUGAAACUCGGGGACCAGCGGAAGAGAGGACCGCAGUCAGUGGACGACACGGCGCUGGCUGACACCUCGUUCCAUGACAUCAUGGGCAGCAAGUUUGACAAGCGCGUCAAGUUCGCGUCGCUCAUGUCGCACGUGUCGCGCGACAUGAUGACCUCGUCCGGCUCCGACCUGAGCUGUGUCAGCGAGGCCAGCUGCAGCUACAAGCCACAGAGCCUGCUGGGCGGCCAGUCGCGGCGAUCGCUCUCGUUCAAGCGGCGUGGCCGGGCUUUGGCCUGCGUGCCGCCCGACGACGCCGUGGAGACGACGUCGACGGGCUCUGACCUGACGCCGGACGCCGUGCGCCGCUCGGCGCUCAUCCAGUCGCUGUCGACACCCUCGUCGCCGCGCCACCGGCCCAUCGCCAAGAUCACGAGCGCCGACAGCAUCCUGUCGAUGCUGCGCGGCUGGGCCAACGGCCGCUCCGUCUCGACGCCGUCCAGUCCGGCCAACUCGGACCACGGCGACGAGGCGCCGCUGGCCAACGGACCCUCGUCGCCGGGCGCCGUCGCCGCCGCCGAGAAGACCGCCGCCAACAGCCUCGAGAUCCCCGUGUACGCUGGCGGCAACGGGAAGAACGGCGGCGCCGUCUCGGCGCAGUCGGUGACGCUCGAGAUCCCCAGCCACGACUACCGGUGCCUCUCGCCCAUCACGGAGGUGCCGACGCCGUCGCCGUCGCCGCUGCCGACGCCGAUCCGGAUGGCGCGCCACCCGAUCCAUAUCCACCUGGAGCACCGCGUGUCGGACAUGGACUCGGACGCGUCCACCACCAUGUCCAUGUCGGGCAACGAGCAGUCGCGCACCAGUAGCGCUUCCCUGGACAUCAACGCUGACGCCAGCAACCGCACGCCGUCGCCGACGUUCAACCGAAAAUACAGCUGCAACUUCCCCAUCCCGAUGGUGAUCAUCGAGACGACCAACACGUCGCCGGAGAGCGAGGAGCUGCCGUUGCCGGUGACGCCGCCUGCGCCGCCGCCAUGCCCGCCGGCUAUCAUAAUCUCGGAGGAAGACGGUGACGCGGAGGGCAGCCCGCCGCCGCCGACCUCGCCACCGACACCGUUGCCGCCGCCGCCCCCACCGCCGUUGACGCCACUGGAGGUGACGGUGCCGUCGUUCACGUUCCUGGCGGCCUCGCCGACAGACGACGCGCCGCUGACGCCGCUGGCGCCGCCUGUCGUCGGCGAGCGUAAGCUGAGCGCGCCGCACGCACUCAGCAUGCUCCGCAAAACGCCAUGCCUGCGCGAGGCGAGCCGCGCCGACUCGCUGGAGCUUCAGUCGCGUCCUGGCCGCCAGCUGUCGCGCAACAUGAGCGAACAGGACUCGGACACGGACAGCACGCGGCACACGAGCGGUCUGCUGCUGGCGCCGUUCGCGCCGGACGCGGCGCACAGCAACUCUGAGUCCAAUUUGAGCUCGUCCGGCUACAGCUCGGCCUACAGCCCGGCGCCGUCGCGUUGCUCGUCCACCAACCCUCUGGUGGAGGAGACGGGCACCGCGCCGCGGCGGCCGGCUCUGCUCCACCAGGCCACGCUCGAAGACGACUCGGCGCUCGGCAGCAACGACGACUGCCUGUCGACGGACCCCGAGAUGCCACGUCGCCUCUGA